Messenger RNA from Letharia columbiana, 903 nucleotides. RefSeq lists its product as uncharacterized. Gene Ontology annotation, cellular component: nucleus. The coding region runs from base 1 to 903 and encodes 300 amino acids. The record is from RefSeq and is a predicted model, not a curated record. The transcript has 2 exons. NCBI's taxonomy places the organism in Eukaryota, Fungi, Ascomycota, Lecanoromycetes, Lecanorales, Parmeliaceae. Gene Ontology annotation, biological process: site-specific DNA replication termination at RTS1 barrier; mitotic DNA replication termination.
AUGGGUAACGACGGGGGCUCCAUCCCUACUCGACGCGAACUCGUCAAGUCCUCCGCCGCUGCCCUCUCGACCACCCAAGUCAAGGAAAUCCAAACCGAGCAACAAGAGCACUACUGGUCCACCUGCGCCCUCUCUCACCAACCUCUACGCCGUCCUGUCGUCUCAGACGCUUUAGGCACCUUAUACAACAAAGAUGCCGUGCUUGAUUAUUUGCUAGACGUGGGGAAAGAGGGUGGAGAGGUGGAGAAGGCGGAGUUGGAGAGGAGAGGGGAGGCAUUCAAGGAUCGCUUGAGGGGGUUGAGGGAUGUAGUUGAGGUACGGUUCCAGACUGAAGGGGCGGGAGGGAGUCAGAGAUGGGUUUGUCCCGUUACGGGCAAACAGUUGGGACCGGGAACGAGGGCUGUAUAUCUCGUGCCGUGCGGCCAUGCGUUUGGGGAGACAGUCUUCAAAGAGAUGCCGGGUGAUGUUUGCCUACUGUGCAACGAACCCUACACCGCCGAGAAUAUGAUACCGAUCCUUCCCACCUCCGAAACAGACAAGGACCGCCUCGAACAGCGCAUCGAAGCUCUGAAAGCACAAGGCCUGACACACUCACUAAAGAAAGCCCCCGGUGCCGGCAAGAAAAGGAAGAAGACAGCCACUGUCGAAGAAGCUACCGUAGGCGAGGAACCCCUCAACCCGACACAAACGAAGAGCGAGAAGCCGGAAAGCAACCUCAAGAACGCGGAGACGGCAUCGUUAACGGCAAAGGUCCUGGCGGAGCAGGAAGAGCGGAACAAGCGGAGGAAGCUAGGAGCGAAUGACAAUGUGAAGAGCUUGUUUUCGAAUAAGAAUGGAAUGGACGAGAAACAUUUGGAUUUUAUGACGAGAGGAUUUUCCAUACCUGCAAAUGCGAAACGAUGA